UAUCAAAUUCCCCAAACCCAACCGAAUCUGGCUUUCAAACGCCACUCUCCUAUCUUUCUUCGUUAUCAAUUCCCAUUCGCUGCCGGUGAAAUGUAAACAAGAUAUCGCCUCAAUUUUGUCCACCUCAUACGAAUUCCUCCGCGAUCAAACGACCAACCAGUGACAUGGCAUAUCGAUUUGAUAAAAAAAAAAAAUACAGCCUCUUUCCAACAGGCACACCAUCCCAUAUUCUUAUCUACUCACCUAACCUUACCACAUUGUAUUUUUUCACCCUCGUCGUCGUCAAAUUCAUCGUCACGUCACGCGCUUUCUUAUCUACUCCAUCAAAAUCAGAACAGCCAGCCAAAAAUCUCACGUCUGAUUUCCGCUUUUUCUCUUUUUUUCUUCUGUGUUUCAGCAGUCGCAACCACAGCAAAGACAGCCAACAAAGCUCCCAGAGUGAUCUGAGCUUGACGGGUGGAUCACCGAAGCUGCAGACUAAAGCUUCCAGCACGCGACCAGCCAAGAAACGAGAUGUGCGCACAAUCAACUCGUCAUCCAGCGAUUUGGGUCCACCGUCGAAAACCGUUGGUAGCAAUGGCAAUGGCACGGCUACUGUUACAGUCACCACUAGUAACAACAACACCAACAACCAGCAUCAGCAACAGACGCAACAUCAACGAGCAAGCCUCCGAGCGGCGGCCACAUUGCAGAAACGAAUAUCGUCGACACCGGGCAGUGGUCUGGCGAACACCACCAUACCGUCGAUCGUUCCGGAGCAGCUCAAGGGAUCGCCACCGCCGCCGAAGCGCAAUUUCAUCGCCAAGCGAACGCUUUCGACGCCCGUGCAGGGUAGCACCGUGGUGAAGACGCCACUGAAAGGUACGUAUCCAUUUGGUUGGAACUAAUAAAAGAUAAGCUGUAAUUUUGGCAUAAAUAUGAAGCAAUUUUCAAAGGAUUUGGAAAUCUAUGGGUUCCACUUCUACAUAGUCUUGGAUUCAACCCUUGAUCCUUCGCAUUUCACAGAUUACUACCACUUCCUUGUACAUAAUCUGCACAGCAACAAACAAACUACGUUACCAUGAUGAUGAGACCUGGGAGUGUAAGUGGAAUACCCGUUAGUAGGAUAAAAUCUAGUAAGUGGAAUACCCGUUAGUAGGAUAAAAACUGUACCUUUCAAUUCCAACUAUGUGUAUCCUAUGACAGAUACGUAUUUCGACUUCAACUGUAACGUCGUAUUCAGUGUCUCGUACUUUACUCUUAGCAACUCGCAAUCCACUAACCAAAGCGGUCCAGUACCGCUGUAACCAUAACUUCUACUACCCACGCAAAUUUCCAGUAGACGAUUGAAUGCAUCAUCAAUGCAUCUUCUUGCCCACCUGCAUUCUAACGUAGCAUAUGCUAUUGCUGCCCGAAGCAGUAGAUAACCAGCACUUGUACACUGAAGAUACAUGUUAAUUCCAAGCAGGCAUUCGUUGAUUCCCUGUGUAUUUUUGCGAAGCUUUCCACUUCGUGAGUACUGUGCAAAAAGGUAGGACAAGUAUGAACAAUUUAUUAGCAUUAUUAAACUGGACUAGACAAGAACAUAUUUUAAAGAAACAUUUUUUUUUAAAUACUGCUUGAGAGAUUUUUUUUAACUUUCUAUAAGAAUAUUUUUCGAGUACAUUAACAAGGAGCCUUUCAAGAAAUUCUUCAGGAACUACUACACUGAUUUUACUGAAAAUGCUUCAAACUCUAGGUUUUAAACUAAUCUAUACAGUUUCACAAGAACACUUCUUCGGAGGUUAGCUUAUAACAUCUCCAAGAGUUUUGUUAAAAAUGUGCCAUUUUUUUUAAUCUGCCUACAAAUGUUGGGCGAAUUCGGCGUAGAUAAUUUGUUAAAUAUUCGUAUAGUCUUCCUGGAACCCAAAGUUCUUCAAGAUAGAUAGGCAUAUAGAAGUCUUCAUUGAAGAAAUUUCCAGCCCGAGUUCUAUUAACCUCUUAAACAAUCAUACUAGAAUUCUGAACUUCAUAAUUUCCCAAAUUUAUUUUUGAAUGAAGAAUAUAUGAAAUUAUUCCGUUUUGCUUCCGGUUUUUUCUUCUGUCAAAUUUCUUGUAGUCAGGAUGCUAGAAAUUUCUUCAAUAUUUUGAGGUAUUUUAAAAAUGGUUUCUGUUUUUUGCAAUAAAUUAUUGCAUUAUAAACAUUAUCAGAUGUUUGUAAUGGAGCGCAGCAAGCGUAUCCUUAACUAUUUUUUGAAACUUUUGCCAGAUUUUUUUUAUUUUAUAUUUUCAAUUUAUUUCAGUGGCAAUUCUUUCAGGUAUUUUCCAUGAAUCUUACAAGAAAUUCCUCCAUUAUUUUCUGGAACUUCCUGUAAGAAUUUCACCAUUUGUUUUUCUAUAAAUUUUAUUUAUCAUUAUACUCGGAAUUCUACUCGGAACUCCAUCACAAUUUAUACCAGGAAUUUUUCCGAUAAUCUCACCAGAAAUUUCUGAACCUCAACGUUUUUCUUAGAAAUUUCUGAAUGAAAUAUAUAUGAACUUGCUUUCAUUUUUUUUCGUAAAAUUCCUAGCAGUAUGUUUGCUAGGAAUUUCUUCAACAUUUUAGAGAUUUUCAAAGAUUGUUUCUGAUUUUUUUAAUCAUUUAUGACAUUAAAACCUCUGCCAGAUAUUUGUGACGGAGCUAGAAUAUACUUCACAACUUUUAUUACAGUACCUAAAAUUUUCGCCAGAUUUUUUUGUUUCUUUUUUUUCUUCAAGUUAUUUCAACGGCUAUUCUUUCCGAAUUUUUCCAGAAACCUUACAAGGAAUUUUUCCAUAAAAACCCAGAACUUCCUCAAGGAAUUUCAUAAGGGAUUUCUCCAGGAAUUUCACUAUGAAGUCUUUCAUAAAUUUGACCCAUCAUUCUACACGCAAUUUCCCCAGGUUAUCCUCCAGUUAUUUAUACAGUAAUCAAGAUUUUUUUUCAAGAAUUAGUAUAUAAAUUUCUCCAACAAUCUUUCCAGGAAUUUUUCCACCAAUUCUUCCAGUAGUUUCACUAGGAAUUCCUCCACGAAAUUCAUCCAGGACAUUCUGCAGAAAUUCUACUAUGAUUUCCUCUGUUAGUUUUUCAGCAUAAGGAGUUUCAUCAAUAAUUCUAUAGGAAAUUCUACUUGAAAUUCUAACACAAAUAAUACCAAGAAUUUUCCGAGAAUGCAACCAGUAAUCCCACCAGGUAUUUCACAAGGAAUUACUUGAGCAUCAUGAAAUUCAUUAGCAACUCUUACCAGGAAUUUCAGGAAUUUUAACAGAUCUUUCACUAACGUUUUGGCCAGGAAUCGCUCCAUAAAUUUCCCCCAUUUUCCACCAGGAAAAAAAUCAGGCGAUACCUUGAUCCUUUCUCUACACGUGUAUGACGCCCGAUUUUUAAAUUAUUGCUCCGUUAUUCAAUAAAACAAAUCAAAAACCAAAUAAUGAGGAAAUGCUUCCAGUUUCGCCUUAAGGUAAACUGACCAAGGAGAAAUCUCCUUCAUUAGCGUCGGAAUUAGUUCCAGUACCCCACAACCUGACUUUUUUAUGUUUUACCUAGGAUACAUUUGAAAAUUUCUGCAGGGAUUCCUUGAGAAAUCCUUGAAUAGAUUUUCACAGUUAUUCCUCUAGGAUUGCUUCUGAAAUUUCUUGAGUGGUUUCUUAAAACAUCUUCUAGUGAUUGUUUUUUUUUUAUGAAUUUUUUUAAGGAAAUCGAUUGGAAAUUCCUUUUGAUAUUCCCUCAGAAGCUCUUCAAGUGAUUCUUACAUACAUUCUCCAGAGACUCCUUAAGAAAUUUGACUGGUGAUUACUUAAACUCAUCAAAUUUCUUCAGAAAAUCUGCUGCAAAAUCCAAAACUGCAGCAUGAGUUUAAAAAAUCCAAAAUACUUUCAGAAAAUCUUCCGUGGAUCUUUUUUUGCAAAUCUCGUACGGAUUGCUAAAGAAAUUCCUCAGUGAGUUUAUUCAGAUUUUUUCGAAGUUCCCUUCCGUGGACUUUCUCAGGAAUUCCCCUUUGAAAUCUUUCAGAUAUUCUGUUCCGAUAAUGGGCUACUUAUUUUUUUAGAAUUUCCUCCAGCAAUUACUUCAGAAAUUUAGAAUUUGUUAGAGAAAUUUCUUCAAAUCUUUCAUGAAUUUGUCCCAAAAUUUUCCUAGUGGUUCCUAGCGAGAUGACGAAAUUGAGAGCCACCCAUCCGCAAGGCUAGACGUGUACAGACGCAGUGACCCUUUCAAACCCGAUAUUUUUUAUCAAAAUACUUAACAUGUUGAUUUGCGUAUCGAGCCCUGAGUAAGGUCCAAUAGUCGGACCGAAACGUCGGGGAUAAUAAUCGAACAGUCAACUCAAUUUCAAAGACUGCUGCGAACAGAAAACCAACAAAAUUUCCCGAAUCAAAUUCAUAAAUUGCUCCAGCAGUUCCUUUGUAAAAUCUUUGUAAAUUUUAUAAAUUUCUUUCUGCAAUUCUCCAAUAGUUACUUUAAACAUUCUCCGUGGAGCUCUGAAGUACAACACUACCAAAAAUCCUCGCUCGUCGUAUACAUCUCGAGCGCGGUGAAGUUUCAGGAUUGAAACGGCGUGCGUCCCGAAAGGUUAAGAAAUAUCUUUGGGGAUUCUUUCUCAACGAAUUUCUCCAAGGUUCCUU
This is a messenger RNA of Aedes albopictus (Asian tiger mosquito), 4599 nucleotides long. RefSeq lists its product as uncharacterized. The transcript has 4 exons. The coding region runs from base 165 to 887 and encodes 240 amino acids. The record is from RefSeq and is a predicted model, not a curated record. Lineage: Eukaryota; Metazoa; Arthropoda; Insecta; Diptera; Culicidae.